AUUUUGUAUUUUUACCACUAAACUGGAAGAAAGAACUACAGGAUUUCUCACCAAUCCAUAAACCCAUUAAUAAAUUUGGAUUUUCGAUAGCUCGCCGGAGAAGUGGAGAAGCAUCGCCGUCCACGCAUCCGUCUUCGUCUAUCAAUUCCUCAAAAGCAUCGAUAUCAAGGUCAGGUUUAUCAGUCAGGUCUCUCAUUGGAUUUUUCUUAAGUUGCAGCAAGAAUGGCCAGCACCAAUACAACGACGAAGACAACCGACAAAAAUAAACCCAAUAAUAAUAAAAAGAAGCAAACCCCGGAGUCCCAAUUCAAUUACAAUCUCAAUUUUUAUUCAAAAUCAAAAGAUCUCCAGUCAGCUAUCUCCCUUUACAAAUCUGCAAUUUUGAAUAAAAUCCAUCUCAAUCAGCACCAUUUUAACACUCUCCUUUAUCUCUGUUCUAUCUCUCUUAAUGACUCAUCAAAAAAGGAUCUUGCUUUAGAAUAUGGGUUUGUUAUAUUUGAUCAUAUGGUGAAAAUUAAUUGUAUCAAACCUAAUGAAGCUUCAAUCACUGCUGUUGCUAGACUUGCUGCAGCUAAAGGGGAUGGUGACUAUGCUUUUAAUUUAGUUAAAGAUAUGGGGGUUUACAAUGAAUUGCCUAGAUUAAGGACUUAUGAUCCUGUUUUGUUAUGUUUUUGUGAAAAGCUAGAGGCUGUUAAGGCUUAUGAAGUGGAGGAUCAUAUGCUUAGUAUGGGGGUGGAUUUGGAGGAAUUGGAGAUUUCCGCAUUAUUGAAGGUUAGUAUAGGGACUAGAAAUGAGGAGAGAGUUUAUGGAUAUUUGCAGAAAUUGAGGAAAACUGUGAGGUGUGUUAAAGAAGAGACUGCGAAGAUAAUUGAAGAUUGGUUUAAUGGUUUUGAGGCUAAUGGUAAGGAAUUGGAUGUAAGUUUGGUGAGAGAGGCUGUUUCAAGGAAUGGCGGCGGGUGGCAUGGAAUUGGAUGGAUUGGGAAAGGGAAGUGGGAGGUGAAGAGGGGGAAUGUGGAUAUGGACGGAAAGUGUUGUUGUUGUGGGGAUCAUAUGGCUUGUGCUGAUAUAGGUGAUAUGGAGACUGAGAACUUUGCAUUAUCAUUAGCUGGUUUCGCUAUGGAAAGAGAGGUUAAAGCUAACUUCAGAGAAUUCCAGGAUUGGCUGGACAGAAAUGCCAGUUAUGAAGCAAUCGUGGAUGGAGCAAACAUUGGUCUCUACCAGCAAAAUUUUGCAGAGGGCGAGUUUAGCAUUUCUCAGCUUGACGCUGUUGUUAAAGAGCUAUAUGAUCAGAGUGGAAAAUGGCCACUUAUUGUCUUGCAUAGUAAGAGGGUUAGAGCACUUCUUGAGAAUCCUUCCCAGAGAAAUCUGAUUCAGGAGUGGAUGGAGAAGGAUGUUCUUUAUACAACACCUCAUGGUUCAAAUGAUGACUGGUAUUGGCUUUAUGCUGCUGUAAAACUGAGGUGUUUGCUUGUUACCAAUGAUGAGAUGAGAGAUCAUAUUUUUGAACUUCUAGGAAGCAGCUUCUUUCUCAAGUGGAAAGAAAGGCAUCAAGUUCGAUAUACCUUUGUGAAAGGCAACCUGAAACUUGAGAUGCCGCCUCCUUUUUCUGUAGUAAUCCAGGAAUCAGAGAAGGGGUCAUGGCAUGUGCCAAUAACAAGUGAUGGAAAUGAAGAUUCUGCACAAAAUUGGGUAUGCAUUACGAGGCCGAGUGCUUGUGAUGCACCUCACAAAGAUGAAACUUCUCAAAAUGGCCAUCACGCGUGUGUCGGGAAAUCGUUAAAACCUUGCGAGCCAAAUGGUAUCACGAAAAAAAUCGACAGUGAAGAUUCUUUUAUUCAUUCAGAGAAUAAACCUGCAACUCUAACAGGUAAAAGGAAAGAAAGGUCAACAUGUCAGCUUAAUUUAGAGUUGGACAAAUAAUCUAUUUAUGUUAUUUGCUACAUUAUUAUAGCUGUAAUGACAGUUUUUUUUAUAAUCAGACAUUGAAAUACUAAA
This is a messenger RNA of Mercurialis annua (annual mercury), 1995 nucleotides long. Its product is annotated as proteinaceous RNase P 2. Lineage: Eukaryota; Viridiplantae; Streptophyta; Magnoliopsida; Malpighiales; Euphorbiaceae. The transcript has 7 exons. Gene Ontology annotation, molecular function: protein binding; ribonuclease P activity. The record is from RefSeq and is a predicted model, not a curated record. Bases 223 to 1920 code for a protein of 565 amino acids. Gene Ontology annotation, biological process: tRNA 5'-leader removal.